AUAGGUGUGACAUGGGUGUAUCUGGGUGCACCCACAAUCGCUCGCGCGGCUGCGUUCUUUUGUUGUACAUGUGUAAGAUGAGCAAGCAUUUUAGCAUUUUUCAUUUACUGUUGUCUUUUAGCCAAAAUUCUUUGUAUCUACCUUUCCUACGUAUCUUAAUAUGGUCAAUUUAAAUUUGGUUAUUUGAACACUGAUUCCCCUGUGCUGGUUAAUGACAGCACUAAAGCUCUUUCUUUCAAAUUUUCAGAUGAAAAAUGGGUAAUGACUGGGAAGGUACACAAAAAAACAUCUAGCCAAAUCAUUAUGGUCACUACACUGAUUGUGAACGAAGUCUGGGAUUUGAAGUUCAAAACUUUGUCAGAAGAAUCAGCUGGAAAAAAGCCAUAUUUGACGUUAAAAAAACAAAAUGUCUUAACCCCUUUUCUUUUAUGCAAGAGAUUUUUAUUCAAUGAUAUAAUGGAUAAGGCAGUAGUGUUUCAUCAUUUUGAGCUCAACCACUAUUUCAGGGCACUUUGGAUAAUGAGUCAGUAAGUAUAGUAAGAUGUAUACAAAUCUGUUACUGCCUUUUGAAACCCCACUUGCAAGUCACUAUCAAUUAAUGACCAUUAUUUUUUCUAAAACUAUAAGCAGGAAAUAUGACUUACCUUGAGACUUUGUAAGCUGCUGAACAGAGAAGGGAAAGCCAAUACUUACUGGUAAGCUUUAUUUCUAAGCGACUAUUUUUAAACAAUAGAUUUGUACAUCAUUCAUUCUACUCAGUUUAUGGAUAGCAUGGGUAAUUUAAGAACAAAAGCCUGAACAAGCAAAUUAAGAGUUGAACUAUGCUCUAAUAUUCAUUUGCUUACAAAUGAAUAUUGCAGGACAAAGUUUCUUUUAAUUAUUGCUUGAGACAAAUUAUAUAAAUUCAUGAACCAGCUUACAUAAUUGCUUCAAAUGUGUCCUGAACAUUCAUGCAUAGAAUCUUUUGAGCUGUUGUUACUUGCCCGCAGUCUUCCAAUCUUUCUGGCAUGUGGAAGCCGUUGAUCUUGGUUGAGUGUACCGUCCUCAUGGCAACAGAAUUGCCUCAGGGUCCUCCAUUAAAGCCAGAGGAAGUAUGGAAAUCUUUGGAUAAUCCCAGGAACAGAGAUCUAGUAAAUAAAACUUUGGAACAAUCUGUUAUACCAGUUUUUCUCAAUAUCGUAUGCUCCAGAUGGAUUGGGAUUACAACUACCAAAUUCUCAUUCUUAAAGGCGCAAUGGUUUGGGGUGUUUGAGAACUCCAGGACAUCUGGAAUAAGGUUGGUUGAUAAACAUUGGAAUCAUAAAUGUCAUAUAGUUUUUCGGAACUUUUAUGGAACUUACUUUUCUGAGAGAGAGUUUACACUUGGAAAGUUCCCAAAUACCUUCCCAGUGAACAAUGACAAAUCAAAUCCAGUUUCUUUUUACAUGGAACCGGUUGCUUCUGCAUUUACAGAUAAUGAAGAAAAGAAAAACCCCUUUGGAAACUAUCUCAGAAGCUGAAAAAGAUGGAUCAAGAUACAUUGUUUUCCUUAUAAAUCAUGCCCACAUUACGUGUUCAAUCUGGAUCAGUUCCUGUUCUGAAUUUGGUUCAUAUUCAGAGCUAUGAUACAUUAUUUCACGAAUGAAAUUCAUUUAGAACCCCUACAUAAAUGGGUUUUGCAUGAGUAACAAAUUGUUUUAAUAUUAUAUUGUUGAACUCAUAUUAUUCUGGAACUGUAGAUUCACUAAAUCAUAUUUGCUUAAAACCUGACAGUUUUCCUUUUACGUUCAACAAUGUAGUGGAGAAUAUUGAUUACAGAAUGAGGGAUUGUGUGACAAAAAAAGGAUCCAAUAAUAUCAGGAGCACCUCAAAAUUAAUGUUCUGCAAUGUCCCUGCAGUCAAAUACAAUAAUGUCCCAGUAACCAUGACUGUUGUUGGUGUACUUAUGUUGCAUGUUUUCCAAGACACUAGGAAAGUUUCAGGAAUGUAUAAAGGACCAUACAGGACUUAGGUUCCACAAUCUAUAUUGAUGUAUUCAUCUCCAUCUUUUCCUCCAUUUUAGCUUUAUUAAUGGGAUGGGUAGAAUAUCUCUAAUUGGAAGUAAGUUCAUUUCGAACCAGCCUGAGCUAUCCCGGGCCUGGGAUGGAAUUUUCUAUGAAAUUUAUAGCCCACCAAUGUAGUUUAAACCUACAUCGCUAAUUAUAUUGUAGCAUUGUCACUCCAGAGUGAAAGGAGCAGAAGGACAAUCAAUAAAAUAAAACUGAGAGUAUGUCUAGUGUGAGCAUGAAAUAGUUUUUAAGUUUCAAAUAUUAGAACUUCUCUUAUAUUAAUUAAAACAGAAGUUCCAGAAGUUCAAAGUAAAGAGAAGAAAAAGGAAGAUAAAUUAGCAGUCAUGGUUUAUGACACCCAUUUUUAAUCUUUCUAAAACUCUUGUUUAUUAUACUCUUCCUUUCUUCCCUAUUUUUAUAGGUGGCUGCUUAAGCAUGCACAAUUAUUCAGAAGCAGCUAGAAAAAAGUGUUGAUAAAUCAUUCUCCAACAAUUUUCUUUCAUGUCAGAUGCUGGGUGCAUACAGAUAGAUAUCUGAAACCUGCUCUGUGUUCACAAUCUUGCAUUUGCUUAAAGAAAAACAGAAAGAAAUUCAAAUUAUACCCAUGUAUACCUAUUGAGACUCUCAGGAAAACAGUUUUUAUAACAAUGUAUAAAAUUGCUAAAUGAAUUGAUUUUAGGUUUUUUUUAACCAUAUACAUUUGCGCACAAUUAUUUGGUUCCCUUACAAUUCCGAUUCCUUUCAAAAUUAAGUAUGCCAUGAAAUAUCAACAUCAAAUAUCUGUAACCAAAUUUUGUAGUUGGUCAUGCUUCAAAAUGAUAUAACGAUGGAAUAUUAAAAACAGCGUGAUUUGGUUCAGCGGUCACAAACAUACAAAAACUUUGAAUUCCAUGUCAAUUUUUCAGUACAAAAUGGGCAUGUUUGUGUGUAGAUAUGUUUUACCACUUCAAGGGUAGAUUAUAUUUUUUAGAAAUGUCAAUUCAAAAUAAACAAAACAAAACAUUUUUAUUACUAGUUUUAUUACUAGUAGUUUGAUUAUUAUUGUACAUUUAUGAUUCAGGCUUUUGUAGUUGGUCAUGCUUCAAAAUGAUAUAACGAUGGAAUAUUAAAAACAGCGUGAUUUGGUUCAGCGGUCACAAACAUACAAAAACUUUGAAUUCCAUGUCAAUUUUUCAAUACAAAAUGGGUAUUUUUGUGUGUAGAUAUGUUUUACCACUUCAAGGGUAGAUUAUAUUUUUUAGAAAUGUCAAUUCAAAAUAAACAAAACAAAACAUUUUUACUACUAGUUUUAUUACUAGUAGUUUGAUUAUUAUUGUACAUUUAUGAUUCAGGCUGGCAAAGAUCAAGGCACUAAAACUCAAAAAUGAAUUUGUUAAGGAAUAGUGGGAAGCAUUCCUCAUAAUGGCCAUGCUCUGGCAGAAGAGUUUUUAUACUUCUUAGUCCUGGCUCCAUCCAGUCUUAUUCUAAUAAAGAAUGGACAAUGUUUACAACAGUCUUUACUCCAGUCUUACUCCCAUGCCUAAAAAGUCUCGUCCCAUGCAUUACAAAUCUAGAAAAUUAUCCCAUGCAUAAAAAGUCUUUCUCCCCCAAAGAAAAGAAGAAGAAAAAAGAAAAGAAGAAAAGAAGAAAAGAAACCAUCAUCACCGUAUAGUCCCAGAGUUCAUGGAUUCAGGGGAGGACCAACAAUUGAGUAACCAUAAUGCCAUGGACUACAUUGAUGGCAACCAAUGACUAGAAGGAAGGGCAUACACUGUACCUAUUGGACCAUUAACAGAUAUGUGCAAUGGAACGAAAUGCAGCAAAUGAAACAUCAUUGUUUGUGCCAGCACAAGUGGGAAAACACUUACUUUUGAUGUGAGGCAGAAAAAAACUGGAGAUGGCUUUUCCAAUAGACUGGAGAGAUUAUAGGAUUCCUGCAGUUUUUCUGGCAAGAUUAUCAGUAGUAGUUUGCAGUGAUUGACCAAAGUCACACAACUGGUUUUGUGCCUAGCUCACAGCCUAGCCUAGGGCCCUUAACCUCUAUACCAAAUUGGCUUUGCUCUCAUUCCCCUUAUUUACAGUCAUCCAAGGGCAGCUUCAAACUAUAUAAAAUCUGUUAGCAUUUUGGAUUUGAAACAAAGGCAAUAGAGGAGUGUUUCUCAACCUUGGCAACUUGAAGAUGUCCGGACUUCAAUUCCCAGAAUUCCCCAGCUAGCGAAUGCCGGGCAUCUUCAAGUUGCCAAGUUUGAGAAACACUGCAAUAGAGACAGUUUAUUGAAUGGUAACAGGGACAGCAAGUUUUAUUCUAGAAUAUUUUCUAUACCCCUAAAUAUAAGUGGAUAGUACUUAAAUUCAGUAUUGCAGAAAGAUUCAUAAAAAUAAGUCACUUG
Molecule: messenger RNA, 4396 nt
Organism: Thamnophis elegans (Western terrestrial garter snake)
Lineage: Eukaryota; Metazoa; Chordata; Lepidosauria; Squamata; Natricidae
Gene: C1H2orf66
Product: chromosome 1 C2orf66 homolog
Exons: 2
Coding region: 1008-1499 (163 amino acids)
Source: RefSeq, a predicted model, not a curated record